AUGCCUACUUAUGCUAAAUUUAUCAAGGAUAUUAUCACCAAGAAGAGGAGAUUUGAGGAUCAAGAGGUUAUGACGGUUAAUUCAUGUCGUAGUGCUAUAAUUCAAAGAACUCUCCCCAAGAAAGAAAGUGAUCCGGGAAAAGUAACUCUAUUGGUGACCAUUGGCGAUGUCUAUGUCGGUAAGGGGUUGAUUGAUUUGGGUUCGAGCAUUAAUUUUAUUCCUUUGUCUCUAGUAAAAAGAUUGGGAAAUAUUGAGUUGAAAUCUACAAGGAUGACUUUACAACUUGCCGACAAGUCCACCACUCAUCCUAUUGGGAUUGUGGAAGAUUUGUUAGUUAAGGUUGAUAAGUUCUUUUUCCCGGUCGAUUUUGUGGUAAUUGAGAUGGAGGAGGAUUAUGACACACCUUUAAUAAUUGGAAGACCUUUCAUGAAAACCUCUCGGAUGAUGAUCGAUAUCGAUGACAGUCUAAUGAAAUUUAGAGUUUUAGAUGAGGAAGUGUGUUUUAAUCUCUUUGAAGCAAUGAAGCAUACUAAGGAUAAAAGUGAUUGUUUUUAA
Vicia villosa (hairy vetch) is the source of this 555-nucleotide messenger RNA. RefSeq lists its product as uncharacterized. The coding region runs from base 1 to 555 and encodes 184 amino acids. The record is from RefSeq and is a predicted model, not a curated record. The transcript has a single exon. NCBI's taxonomy places the organism in Eukaryota, Viridiplantae, Streptophyta, Magnoliopsida, Fabales, Fabaceae.